AUGCCUCGCCGUCCUGUGGCGAAGUUGAUGUGGCUUGCGAAUCACGUGGCGAGCCGAACACCCCUACGCGGAAGUUCAAUUCACACUUCAUCAUGCAACUCUUCAACCAAACCACAACAUGGCUUCAAACCGGCAAAAGUAGCGGUGGUCACCAAGACCACCCGAUAUGAGUUUGAACAGCAACGGUAUCGGUACGCGGGACUCUCCGAGGAAGAUCUAAAGCAUCUGCUCGCUAUGAAGGGAUCAAGCUACAGUGGGCUGCUAGAAAGACACAACAUCCACACGAACAACGUGGAGCACAUUGUGAAAAGUCUGCAGAAAGAAGGAAUCGAAGUUCAAGUUGUGAAAAGGGGCGAAUACGAUACAAAAGUAGUGCAAUGGGCGGACGCCAUCAUUUCUGCCGGAGGUGAUGGGACAAUGCUGCUUGUUGCCAGUAAGGUUUUGAGCAAGGACAAACCAGUUGUUGGAGUGAACACAGACCCUGAGAGGUCAGAGGGUCAUCUCUGUUUACCUGUGAAAUACACGCGCAAAUUCCCAGAGGCGCUAGGAAGACUCUUCCGUGGUGAGUUCAGGUGGCAGUGGCGUCAGAGAACUCGAUUGCAUCUUGAGGGCACCGGAAUAAAUCCCACUCCGCUCGACCUUCAUGAACAGCAGCUGAGUUUGGAGCAGCACAGCCAGGCCCACCGCAUUACCACCAUGGACAACCAGCAGAAGACCGGAACACUGAACGAAAGCUUCUCCAAGCCCAGUCUUCUCCCUGUCAGGAGCUUGAAUGAAAUUUUCAUUGGUGAAUCGCUGUCUUCCAGAGCGUCCUAUUAUGAGAUUUCAGUGGAUGACGGUCCGUGGGAAAAGCAGAAGAGUUCGGGGCUCAGCAUUUGCACAGGAACAGGGUCCAAAGCCUGGUCGUACAACAUUAACAAACUUGCUGAGCAAGCCGUACAUGACAUCCUCAAAAUAGGAAAGUGUCAAACAGGCCUUGCUAUUCCACUAAACCUUGAAUUUAUUGAAAAGGUCACAGAGAAGUACAACGAGUCCUUGGUGUUCAGCCCUGAGGACAGACGCUUGUUCUUCAGCAUCCGGGAGCCCAUCGUUAACCGCGUUUUCUCCAGUAGCCGGCAGAGAGGCUUCGCCAACAAGGUGUGUGUUCGCUCUCGGUGCUGGGACGCUUGCAUGGUGGUGGACGGCGGGACCUCGUUCGAGUUCAACGACGGCGCCAUUGCAACAAUCAGCAUGAGUGAGGAGGAUCAACUCCGGACGGUUGUUCUGGAUAACUGA
This is a messenger RNA of Nerophis lumbriciformis (worm pipefish), 1275 nucleotides long. The record is from RefSeq and is a predicted model, not a curated record. NCBI's taxonomy places the organism in Eukaryota, Metazoa, Chordata, Actinopteri, Syngnathiformes, Syngnathidae.